Messenger RNA from Amoebophrya sp. A25, 3161 nucleotides. NCBI's taxonomy places the organism in Eukaryota, Dinophyceae, Syndiniales, Amoebophryaceae. The record is from the annotation of a GenBank genome assembly.
GGAAUGUCCAAGGAAAAGGAAUACACUGAUUAACUAAAAAUGAAGUUGUACUGCUAGAGGACGACUGGACAGUGGUGGCCAGAAACCCUCAAACUCCUUUGCGAAUGAGAUGUUGUAGAAAAUCUUCAGCAUAAAAAGAACGUGUGUGAAUGAAAUAACGUGACAUGACACUAGAUCGGUGACCACGAGGAUCUUCUCUCUCUCUGUUCUUUUUGUUUCACGAUCAUACACUGGUCGAAUAUGUAUCUUAUACUUCAUCGUGCGGUGACGGUGAGGGUGAUGCUGCUCGUGUUUCGCUGGCAGAGUACUCGAUCUAGGAUCGCCUCAUUCCUCGAAUAAUUUUGAUCUACUUUUUGACUUGAUGUUUCGGAUGCGGACCUCCAUAGAAGUUUCUUGUUGAUCUAUACUAAAGAGAUACACGAGCACGACAAAAAUCAAUCUAGGCAGACAACUUUUAUUACUUUAAUUCUAUGUGGUGGCAACCAAACAACUUUGGUAUUUAACUAAUGUUGGUUUUCUUUUCCUGGAAGAGAAUUUUGUUUUUUGAAAAGGACGAAGGUAAAAAUACAUGAGAACUGGCAACAAGGAGGAUGAGAAAGAUGAGUCUCCUCUGUUGUCUUCGUGCUUUCGGUUGUUACGACUGCCUGCUUCUUUCGUCCUAGUUGUUCAGAAGGCAAACGGCCUGAAGAACGAAGUAGAGCAUGUCGCGACCAACUGGAGCUACUUCGUUCACGGCCGCUAGAAGAACUUCGGUUUGCGAACAAUACUAAUAGAUUGCAGCCAGUGAAAACGGUGGUCGUGGUCCCGCUACCAACAACGCAUCUCUAGUAGCUUCAUUUAGUGCCAGUGGAGCAAGAAAGCGACCUCGCCUAAUAGAAAGUACUUUGGAAGACCAACAAGAGCGACUUGUAGUGCCUAUCCUCGUUGCGCAAUCGAAUAUACCCAUCAAACGCAGCGACCCUACUCCAUCAAAAAAACUUGGCGUAGGAGCAUGAUCGGAGCAUGAUCACUUGGCGUAUUCUGUAUAGGGAAUAAACGCAAACGCUGUUAGCAGUUCUGCCAAUAAGAAGUCGUAUUAAGCACCAGGAUAAAGCUGAACUACCGCUGCUAGUAUGUACUACUUCUACUAGUACUAGUAGUAACGAAAACUACUUCUUCUUCACCGCACGACCUCCAAGUCCAGCACCUCCAUCUACGAAGUCCAGAACCAAGAUGGAAGCCGCUUUAGAACGCGCUUCGCCGCUCAUUGGGAGUGCGGAGCUGGACUCAAGAAGGGCAAUAAGAGAGGAAAUCGAAGUAUUGCUAAACAAAUGGAUCGACUCCUUAUUACCUUCUGAGGAACAAUUAAGGGUUUCCACAGUGCAUCCUUCACCACCAUCCUUAGCUCCUUUUCAAGGGGAAAAGAGAUCAAGGAUGUUCUGAAAAAUGCAACUCGGCAACCUUUAAAACAAACUAGUAUUACAAGGCCACGAGGGAAGGUGAUGACCAUAGGAACGGGGACGUUGGAACUCCUCACACCCGAAAGCGAUAUAGACUUGGUCUGUCUACUCCCAGCACUGCCAGGACAAUCGCACAGAGCGGUGGAUGAAGUAUUUAUAAAUAUUUACUCUCAAUACCAUCUUCUCCACAAUCAACCUCGUUUCUAAUCACUAAAUUUAAUGCAGGGAUUAGUAUCCGAAACGACCUACAAUCUAGUCCUUUCAUCGUAUUUAUACUUGUUACAGCACAUAGAUGAAGUUGUGAAAGGGUCUUACUAGGUCGUUCUUAGAGCUUCAACUAACACUUGUAACUAUCUCUAUCAUUUUUACUCCACUUCUAUCAGAACGGCGAAGUGCGAUCGCCGCUCAGAAACAGGUGGAUAGAGGAGUUUGGAGCCUUACUGCAACAAAAUGAGCACGUGGAAGAUUAUAGUAAGAUAGACACAGCCGCCAAUCCUACACUGUGCUGCAAGUACAGGGGCGUCGACUUGGACAUUCUUCUCAGUAUAUUACCAAGAAAAACCACCAUCGAGCCUGAGUUCCUGGAAGUCAAUGCGACACAUGACAAUUGUACUUCUUUGAUGCUUUAGGCAAAUUCGUGUUUUCUAGUACUCGCUUAGUAGUUGUAUUACGAGGAAGUAGUUGUAGGAGUUUUACCUUUACGACUAUUGGAGCUGGAGGUACUGCACCAUGCGCAAGUAGAAUUGAAUCAGUCUCCAAAAUCUUUCAAACACAUCAUUCAUCACAGGGCAAACAUUUCAAGACGACACAGUGCUAGCUGAGUUAGACGACGCUAGCCAGCGUUCCUUAAACGGCGUGCGCGUUGCGCGGCUGCUGUUGUCCGAUAGAUCUCUAGUGCCAGACGUAGCUGUCUUCAAGCUAGUACUGCGCUUCGUCAAGGCUUGGGCAAAAGCACGCGGAGUUUACAACAAUAUCUCCGGAUAUUUCGGAGGCAUUACGUGGGCUCUUUGUGUUGCGAAGGUACUUACAGUUCGAAAAAAAUGAAAAAAUUGAAAGGUACUAGUUCAUCUCAAGCUAAGAGUAAACCACGCCUCGAAAAUGAUGAAUUACCUACAAAUAAUGCUAAAUCUUUCAAAUUUCCAGGUCUUCAUGAAGCAUCGGGAAGAGAGGAGUGCGGAGGAACUCGUUUGUCAAUUUUUUAAGUAUUUCACCGAAAUCGAUUACGAUAAGGAGACAGUAGAACUGCGAACGCCAAUAGCACCGAAUACAGACGAAGCCACUAAGAAGCUCAUCGCCAUGGAAAGCGCCUGGACAACUAAAGGAGAUGCAUCAGUGGCGGUGGUAUUUUUACACUUCUGAAUAACAACUAAAGGAGAUGCAUCAGUGGCGGUGGUAUUUUACACUUCUGCAUAACUAAGGCAGAAACCGAAACCGUGGACUGCCUGUGGACAACCUGAACCUUCUGUACAAGAACAAAUCAAUAUCUCCAUAUCAUCUACUACCGGGUUACCACUUUAUAACUAUAACUAUAUUACUUCUACAUUAAUUAUAACUAAGGCUUGAAUUCUUCUAGAAGACCAAGACAUUGCUUUCGUUUUGAACUGGAAUCAACAUACACAACGAUUAAAGGUCCCUCUCAGCACCACCAACUAAGUACUUACAUCGAUACAACUAGGUAACCCCCUGUUUUCCUCCGAUGAAUUCGUGUCACAAUGUGAAUGA